This is a messenger RNA of Cololabis saira (Pacific saury), 4466 nucleotides long. RefSeq names its product Janus kinase 2b (gene jak2b). Gene Ontology annotation, biological process: intracellular signal transduction; hemopoiesis; cell surface receptor signaling pathway via JAK-STAT. The record is from RefSeq and is a predicted model, not a curated record. NCBI's taxonomy places the organism in Eukaryota, Metazoa, Chordata, Actinopteri, Beloniformes, Belonidae. The transcript has 24 exons. Gene Ontology annotation, cellular component: cytosol; membrane; cytoskeleton. Bases 426 to 3785 code for a protein of 1119 amino acids. Gene Ontology annotation, molecular function: non-membrane spanning protein tyrosine kinase activity; histone binding; cytokine receptor binding.
CAGCACUGCUCCGUGUAGCCGCUGAUCAGCAGCUAACGCUGUCAGAGUUCAGCAGUUCAGUCACAACAUGUAACUUAUGCUGCUCCGUUUCUGCGCUCAGACACCGAUAUACUCUCUAAAACAUGGCUGCGUGUGGAGGAGCCCCGUGGUGUCGGUGCCCCGUGUAGCCGGGCCGGGUGUGCAGCUGUAGCCGAGGGGGGGGAUCGUGCAGAUAAACGGCUGAAGUUCCCGGAGGGAGAUGGCUCCUGCUAAGCCGCCCGGGCCGCCCGGGCCGCCGCUGCCCCGCCGGGGACAUGCCGCUGUCUGAGCCGGGACCCGCACCGUGAGCACACCGCGGUGGUUAGGGGGGCGACUCUGGGAGCUGGUCCUGCCCAGGGCUGACCCGGGCCGGCUGGAGCUAGCAGCAGCUACCGAGCUGCAACACGAUGGCCUCCCUGCCAGCCAUGGACAAUGUUACUGACUCAUGCUCUGUAGUGCACCAGAAUGGCACCGCCCAUCGGGAAUCUCCAGACACAAGACCAGCUGCUGCCGUGCUGAGGAUCCAUUUCUAUCACAGCAGCCAGGGAGCGGCGGACUGCAGCCUUCUCAGCUACCCGCCCGGGCACUAUGUGGCCGAGGAGUUGUGUAUAGAUGCGGCCAAGGCGUGCAGUAUAUCACCGCUGUACUGCAACCUUUUCAGCCUCUUCCGAGAGCGAGACUGCUUGUGGUUUUCACCCAACCACAUCUUCCAGCUUGAUGAUUCAGCUUCUGAAGAUGUGUUUUUCAGAAUACGAUUUUACUUCCCUGGCUGGUACAGUAAUGGAGCAUCCAGGGCUUAUCGAUACGGCGUAAAAAAGGGGUCAGAAAGUCCAGCCCUUGAUGAUUCAGUAAUGUCCUACCUCUUCUCUCAGUGGAGAAAUGACUUUGUGAAUGGCUUGGUGAAGAUUUCCAACUCCCAUGAGACCCAGGAGGAGUGCCUUGGUAUGGCUGUGCUAGACAUGACUAGAACGGCCAAGGAGAGACAGAUCUCACCUCUGGACAUCUACCACACUGUCAGUUAUAAAUCCUUCUUGCCAAAGGAAAUGAGAGCUCAGAUCCAGGACUGCAACUUCUUGACACGCAAGCGAAUCCGUUUCCGCUUUAAGCGCUUCAUCCAGCAGUUCAGCCAGUGUCGAACCACGGUCCGUGAUCUCAAGCUGAAGUACCUGAUCAGUAUUGAGCUGCUGGAGAAAGCCUUCUACACAGAGACGUUCCAGGUCAGAGACCCUUCCAGCGGGCCGGUCAUCAUCCUGGUCACGGCAGACACUGGGAUACAGUGGUGUCGGGAGAAACAGAAAGAUUCUGAAGAGGAGCUGCAGAGCUUGUGCGACUUCCCCGACGUUACUGACAUCAGCAUCAAGCAGGCCAGCAAAGAGGCUGCUGCCGAGAGCCGGAUGGUCACUAUCAAUAAGCAGGAUGGAAAGAACCUGGAGCUUGAGUUCCCCAGCCUGCCCGAAGCCCUCUCCUUUGUUUCCCUCAUUGAUGGUUAUUAUAGACUGACUACAGAUGCACAUCACUACCUUUGUAAAGAAGUGGCCCCUCCAAGGCUUGUGGAAACCAUAUCUUCUCAUUGCCAUGGCCCCAUAUCGAUGGAGUUUGCUAUCAACCGGCUUCAGAAGAGUGGGAACAAGCGUGGGCUAUACAUUUUAAGAUGUAGCCCGAAAGACUUCGACAAGUACUUUCUGACUUUCCCAGUUGAGGUUUUUGAUUCAGUAGAUUACAAGCAUUGCCAGAUAACCAGGUCCACCACUGGAGAGUACAAUCUCAGUGGGACCAAAAGAAGCUUCAGGACCCUCCCGGAGCUGCUAAGCUGCUACCAAAAAGAAACCGUGCGCUCAGACAGCAUCAUUUUCCAGUUCAGCAAAUGCUGUCCGCCACAGUCCAAAGAAAAGUCCUGUCUCCUCGUGUGCAGGAGCAACAAGGGCUCAGAAGUGCCUUUGUCUCCAUCACUACAGCGACACAUCAGUCAAAUGGUGUUUCACAAGAUCAAGAAGGAUGAUCUGGAAUUUAUGGAGAGUCUUGGUCAAGGGACAUUUACAAAGAUCUUCAAAGGGGUCCGAAAAGAGCUUGGAGACUAUGGAUGUAUGCACCAAACGGAAGUUGUCAUGAAGGUUUUGGACAUGCCCCACAGGAAUUACUCUGAGUCUUUCUUUGAAGCAGCCAGCAUGAUGAGCCAGUUGUCCCACAAGCACCUGAUCCUGAACUAUGGCGUGUGUGUCUGUGGAGAAGAGAGCAUCAUGGUGCAGGAGUACGUGAAGUUCGGCUCACUAGAUACCUACCUAAAGAAGAACAAGAACUCCAUUAACAUUCUGUGGAAGCUUGAAGUGGCGAAGCAGCUGGCCUGGGCCAUGAACUUCCUGGAGGAAAAGCAUCUUGUCCAUGGAAAUGUGUGUGCUAAGAACAUCCUGCUGAUCAGAGAAGCGGACCAGAGGGCUGGGAACCCGCCUUUCAUCAAACUCAGUGACCCGGGGAUCAGCAUCACCGUUCUGCCCAAAGAAAUACUGAUUGAGAGGAUCCCCUGGGUGCCUCCUGAAUACAUCAGGGAACCCAUCAAACUGAGCCUGGCUGCAGACAAGUGGAGCUUUGGCACAACGCUGUGGGAAAUCUGCAGUGGGGGGGAGAAACCUCUCUCCACACUGGACAACUCCAAGAAAGUCCUGUUCUACGAGGAUCACCACCACCUUCCUGCCCCGAAGUGGACCGAGCUGGCCAAUCUGAUCGCUAACUGCAUGGACUACGAGCCGGCGUUCAGGCCCACGUUCCGAGCAGUUAUCCGGGACCUGCACAGCCUCUUCACCCCAGACUAUGAGUUGAUCGUGGACAGUGACAUCCUGCCCAACAGGACGGUGGGCUCGGGCUGGGCCACGGGGGGCUUUGAGAACCAGGAGCCCGCUCAGUUUGAAGAGAGGCAUCUUAUAUUCUUACAGCUGCUGGGCAAGGGUAAUUUUGGCAGCGUGGAGAUGUGCCGUUACGAUCCCCUUCAGGACAACACAGGGGAAGUGGUGGCGGUGAAAAAGCUCCAGCACAGCACUGCAGAACACAUACGGGACUUUGAGCGGGAGAUCGAGAUCCUAAAGUCUCUCCAGCACGACAACAUCGUCAAGUACAAAGGCGUCUGUUACAGCGCAGGUCGGCGAAACCUCCGUCUCAUCAUGGAAUAUCUUCCCUUCGGCAGUCUGCGAGAUUACCUCAUGAAAAACAAGGACAGGAUGGACCACAAAAAGCUUGUCCAUUACGCUUCUCAGAUCUGCAAGGGCAUGGAGUACCUGUCCAGCAAGCGCUACAUCCACAGAGACCUGGCCACGAGAAACAUUCUGGUUGAGAGUGAGCUGAGAGUGAAGAUCGGGGACUUUGGCCUCACCAAAGUCCUGCCCCAGGACAAGGAGUACUACAUGGUCAAAGAGCCCGGAGAGAGCCCCAUUUUCUGGUACGCCCCCGAGUCGCUGACUGAGAGCAAGUUCUCCGUGGCGUCGGAUGUCUGGAGUUUCGGAGUGGUCCUUUAUGAGCUCUUCAACCACAGCGACAAGAACUGUAGUCCUCCCGCAGUUUUCAUGUCAAUGAUGGGCAACGACAAGCAGGGCCAGCUGAUCGUCUACCACCUCAUCGAGCUGCUGAAGUCGGGCAGCCGGCUGCCUCAGCCGCUGGGUUGUCCUCCUGAGAUCCAUGAGAUCAUGGAGGAGUGUUGGGAUAAAGACCCUGCCUUGCGUCCUUUAUUCAAGGAGCUGUCUCUGCGCAUCGACCUGUUCAGGGACAGCAAGGAGUUUUGAAAUCACCCCAAGUGCCCUGCUCCCCCCCAAGACGCUCGCCGUGCCGCGGCGCCGCCGCCGCCGCCGCCCGGGCCGUGGCCGCGAGGCCCCGCUCCCGCCGGCCGUCAGCGUGUGACAAAGCAGUGGAACCGGACGAGUCGGGGAGUUGACCCGCUCCAAAAUAAACUGCUGUCCAGGUGCCUUUAAGCAAGGCGCUUUUCUUUCGUGGAGCAGCCUGGUGGGCUGGAAAUGUUUAGGUGGUGAAAGGAACUGUUGAACUUGAUGUUGUUGAAGCGUUUGUGGAGAAUGUGACAAGACUCUUGCCAGAUCUGAAGCUAAAGAUGCUUGUGAUGAACAAGUUGUGUGUGUGUGAGUGUGUGUGCGCGUGUGUGUGUGUGUUGUCCAUACAGACAGCUAGCUGGCCUAGCCCAUGUCAUCCUUUUCUGCUGUCACCCAAGAAGCCGACAGUCCAGCAGUUUCUAUGUUUAACUGUAUUGCCACAGUAUAUUUGUGUACAUAUGUCCAGAAAAAAAAGUAUAAUUUUAUAAGGUUAUGAUAACUACUAUAUUUUGAAUGUAAGCAAGAUGUCUUUGUAAAUUAAGUGCAUACAAAAGCGAUUUUAAAAAAAUAUUGUCAUUGUUUAUGUUUUCAGUGGAAGAGAUGGUGUGAAAAUGAUAAAAAAGAACAUAUCUGUGAUGUCAA